AUGGCGGAAGCACACCAGGCUGUGGCCUUCCAGUUCACUGUGACCCCAGAGGGAGUCGACUUCCGGCUCAGUCGAGAGGUGCUGAAACACGUCUAUCUCUCCGUGAUCAGGUCCUGGAAGAAACGCCUGAUCCGCAUCAAGAAUGGCAUCAUCAGGGGUGUGUACCCUGGCAGCCCCACCAGCUGGCUAGUGGUGGUUAUGGCAACAGUGGGUUCCUCCUACUACAACCUGGACAUCUCCAUGGGACUGGUCUAUUAUAUCCAGAGAUGGCUUCCUGAGGGACGUCCCUCCCGGACCCCAUACACCCGGAGACUUUUCAGCAUGGCCAUCUUCUCCACGGGGGUCUGGAUGAUGGGCAUCUUCUUCUUCCGCCAAAGCCUGAAACUGCUUCUUUCCUACCAUGGUUGGAUGUUUGAGAUGCACGGCCAGACCAGCCACUUGACCAGAGUUUGGGCUGUCUGUGUCCGCCUUCUGUCCAGCCGACGGCCCAUGCUCUACAGCUUCCAGACAUCUCUGCCCAAGCUGCCAGUGCCCAGUGUGCCAGCCACAGUUCAUCGGUACCUAGAAUCCGUGGAACACUUGUUGGAUGAUGAGCAAUAUUAUCGAAUGGAGGCGCUGGCCAAGGAGUUCGAGGAGAAGACUGCCCCCAGGCUGCAGAAGUACCUGGUACUCAAGUCCUGGUGGGCAACCAACUAUGUGAGCGACUGGUGGGAAGAGUACGUCUACCUUCGGGGCAGGAACCCCCUCAUGGUCAACAGCAACUACUACGUCAUGGACCUAGUGCUUGUCAAGAACACAGACGUGCAGGCUGCCCGCCUGGGAAAUGUUGUCCAUGCCAUGAUCACGUACCGCCGUAAACUGGACCGUGAAGAGAUCAAGCCUGUGAUGGCGCUGGGCCUCGUGCCCAUGUGCUCCUGGCAGAUGGAGCGGAUGUUCAACACCACUCGCAUCCCGGGGAAGGACACAGACGUGCUCCAGCACCUCCCGGACAGCAGGCACGUGGCUGUCUACCACAAGGGCCGCUUUUUCAAGGUGUGGCUCUACGAGGGCUCCCGCCUGCUCAAGCCUCGGGACCUGGAGAUGCAGUUCCAGAGGAUCCUGGACGACCCCUCCCCACCCCAGCCCGGGGAGGAGAGGCUGGCAGCCCUCACUGCAGGGGGAAGAGUGGAGUGGGCUCAGGCACGCCAGGCCUUCUUCGGCUCUGGCAAGAACAAGGCUGCCCUGGACGCCAUUGAGCGCGCUGCGUUCUUCGUGGCUCUGGAUGAGGAGUCUCACCACUAUGACCCAGAGAACGAGGCCAGCCUCAGCCUUUACGGCAAGGCCCUGCUGCACGGCAACUGCUACAACAGGUGGUUCGACAAGUCCUUCACGCUCAUCUCUUUCAAGAACGGCCAGCUUGGACUCAACACAGAGCACGCGUGGGCAGAUGCCCCUAUCAUAGGGCACCUCUGGGAGUUUGUCCUGGGCACCGACUCCUUCCAUCUGGGCUACACAGAGACGGGGCACUGUCUGGGCAAGCCCAACCCUGUGCUGCCCCCCCCUCAGCGACUCAAGUGGGACAUUCCAGAGCAGUGCCAGGCGGUCAUCGAGAGUUCCUACCAGGUGGCCAAGGCGCUGGCGGAUGACGUGGAGCUGUACUGCUUCCAGUUCCUGCCCUUUGGCAAAGGCCUCAUCAAGAAGUGCCGCACCAGCCCUGACGCCUUCGUGCAGAUCGCCCUGCAGCUGGCGCACUUCCGGGACAGGGGCAAGUUCUGCCUGACCUAUGAAGCCUCAAUGACGAGAAUGUUCCGGGAGGGCCGGACGGAGACUGUGCGUUCCUGCACCCGGGAGUCCACGGCCUUUGUUCAGGCCAUGAUGCAGGGGCACCACCUGAACAAAGACCUCCAACAUCUAUUCCGGAAGGCUGCUGAGAAGCACCAGAAUAUGUACCGCCUGGCCAUGACAGGGGCUGGGAUUGACAGGCACCUCUUCUGCCUUUAUGUGGUCUCCAAGUACUUGGGAGUUGAAUCCCCUUUCCUGGCUGAGGUGCUCUCAGAACCCUGGCGCCUCUCCACUAGCCAGAUCGCUCAAUUCCAGAUCCGCAUGUUCGACCCAAACAAGUACCCCAAACACCUGGGUGCUGGCGGUGGCUUUGGCCCUGUGGCAGAUGACGGCUACGGCGUUUCCUACAUGAUCGCGGGUGAGGACACCAUCUUCUUCCACGUCUCCAGCAAGUUUUCCAGCUCAGAGACGAAUGCCCAGCGCUUUGGGAACCAGAUCCGCCAAGCUCUGCUAGACAUCGCCAAUCUUUUCCAAGUUCCCAAGGCUGAUGGCUAA
Rangifer tarandus platyrhynchus (Svalbard reindeer) is the source of this 2316-nucleotide messenger RNA. The record is from the annotation of a GenBank genome assembly. NCBI's taxonomy places the organism in Eukaryota, Metazoa, Chordata, Mammalia, Artiodactyla, Cervidae.